UACUGGGAAACACGAUACUAGACGGGGAAGUAAGUAGAGAAGUGAUACACAUGCCACUGUAUCUGUCCGAGCUGAGACUGUCGAUUGUUACUGGGAUCAUCGGGCUAUCAUUUGAAAGAUGGAGACUCUAUGUUGACCAUAUAAAACGCGAAUGCUUAAGCAUCGAAUAUGACAUGUACUUUGGAAAUCCCAAUAUAGCGGAGUAUGAUCCUUAUGCUAUUCAUUCUGAUACGAAGAUUUCUUAUGUACAACCUAAGAGCUACUCAAGUAUAAUAAGCUUAGUUCAAGGCCAGCACGUAAAACAGCGUCCCAGUCUUCAAGUUCCUACACAGCAAAACAGGGCGGAACAAAACUACAGACAACCAAGACCAUUAACACCUAUACCAACAGAACCGAAACAACCGUUACACAACAAAGCCGCAGGAACCUGUCAUAGUACCCAGACAACUGCAAGUAUGUACAUAACGCCAAUAUCGCCAUCGAAGUCUGAUCUGGUGGUAAAUGCAAUUCCUGCGAUCCCUUGUAGAGCAUCGCCAGUACCUGAUUACUACCAAGAAGAAACGAAUGGCUCUGAGGCAAGACCAUCUGUCGAGGAAAGAAGGCAAUUCGCCACUAGGCACAGACAAGUCAUCCCAGAAAGACAACCAAUUUCUUCGCAUCAAACUGUUGCAAGGCAGCACGACAUGAAGAAUCCAAAAUACACCAACGAUCUUCCAAUAUCAUCUGUUUCACCAACAAUACAAACACAGCAUCAACAUUCGCGAGAAAAACUGAACGCAACUCCAUCAGAUCAAGUGAAUAUAAUUAAUGAUAGCAGUAGAAAAAGUAAAGAGGUUAUCAAUGUAGAAAAACUAUCAAUAAACGAAGUGUGUGAAUAUCUCAAAGUACUGAAACUGGAUCAAUAUUCAGAAACGUUCAGGAAUGAUAUGAUUGACGGAGCAAUACUAGUUGGUCUUACUGGAAGUAUGUUAAAGGAUGACUUUAGAAUGAGAGGAGUAGAGGCCUUGAGACUCUUGAAGUUUGCAAAAGAGGGAUAUAUACCAGCGUAGCAUCCAUGAACGCGCAACUGGGGUAUUUAGUACCAUAGGGGAGAAAUUAAUUAUGGUAUUAAAUCGGAAGGGUAAAUUGCAUUAAUUAAUUAAAGAAAUUCAAAUGUAGUGUAACAGUCAUUUUGUAAAUUAAAAAAAAAACUUUACCAAUUCGUACAUGCAUAAAAGCAUUUUGUUCAUUAGUUUAUCUCUUGGUAUAUAUUAUUUACACGAGCAUAUCUCUGAGGAUGGAUACUCUAAGACUUAUUAACCUGUCAUGUAAUUUUGAAACAUACUGGCAAAUAUGAGUGAGGUUUUGUGUCACUCUUUACCAUCGACCGAUAAAAGGCUCCCAAUCUGUAUUUGCCCUUGUUAUUUGUUUUACUUUGCCUAUGCAUAUCGGUGUACUAUAUUUCAUUAUUAUAUACAUUCAUAUGUGUUUCGCUUUAGAAAGGUUGCAGUCUGUGAACGUGUCUGUUCGUAUUGCAAUUUUUCUUCUUUUUUUCUAUGUUGCAAUUAUGCAGCCAUUUUAGCCGUAUUCCGUACAAAACUUCAUUUAUAUUGUGCAUGCCAGAGGGUGGAUCUAGUUAUAACACAUUUGCAUUAAUGCAAGAAGAAAAUGCUAAUAAACGAACAUUUCAGUGGUUGCGUCAUAUUUUACAGUGAAUAAACUAGAUGUUUAAACCACAUGCUACGCUUAUUCUUAUACGUAGUCGUUACUUUUACUACAGAUAAAAAGAUGUUUGUAAUACUCUAUAAAUACUCUUAAACUGUUGGAUUCAGGGUUGGGAAUGGGGUUCACCGCUAGUUGUAAACCCUGGCUAAUAAUUAAUAACGGGCAAAAUAUUAUAUUCCUUCUAGUGACCUAUAUAUUUCCGUACUCAUUAAAACUAAUUUAAAAAAUAUUUUUGUUUAUCUAUUCUGAGAUUUAAAAACUCUUUCAAAAUAUUAGGAGGAUUUUAGCAAAGAAGUUUAAAAUUAAUAAAGAUAUAUCCCCACACAACCUAUUUUCAACCGCCUAGGACUUUGUAUGAUAAAAAUCUUUACAAGCCAUAUUUAUCAGUUGUGAUUGUUUCACUGUUUACAGCAGAGACAGAACAUGUUAGGAACCUAUUCGCCUUCAGUUUUGGUACUUAGAAAAUUAUAUAAAUUCCAUUUAUGUAGCAGUACUAUGUUUUCAUGAAGUUUAUCUUAUUACUAAAAAACCUGCAUCUUUCCUUGUCUACUACCUAUUCUAGCUUAAGCCAAUAUCAGUAUUUAUAUAUCUUUUGCACUAAAUGUUUAUUGCUUAACACAUGCUUACUGCCAGAAUUGUGAAGCAUCAUAUUAUUAAAUUAUUUUGACAAUGCAAUCAUGAUGACUGUCCUUGCAACAUUUUUUUUUUCAUUUUCUAAGCAAUUUGAAAUAUUUGGAGUGUCAAAAGCUUAGCAAUCUUAUAAUACAUUGUCAUAUGUGACAGCUAUCAAUGUAGCAGGUGUGACACCCUGGUUCUCUUGAGUAAUUGAGCACAUGAUAAAGUUCUUUAAAUAAUGCACUAACUUCUGGCUGCCAUUUACUUUACCCUACCCCCUGUAAUUAAG
Messenger RNA from Mercenaria mercenaria, 2608 nucleotides. RefSeq lists its product as uncharacterized. Gene Ontology annotation, molecular function: protein binding. Lineage: Eukaryota; Metazoa; Mollusca; Bivalvia; Venerida; Veneridae. The record is from RefSeq and is a predicted model, not a curated record. The coding region runs from base 51 to 1049 and encodes 332 amino acids. The transcript is spliced from 3 exons.